Neoarthrinium moseri is the source of this 3153-nucleotide messenger RNA. RefSeq lists its product as uncharacterized. The record is from RefSeq and is a predicted model, not a curated record. Lineage: Eukaryota; Fungi; Ascomycota; Sordariomycetes; Amphisphaeriales; Apiosporaceae. The coding region runs from base 1 to 3153 and encodes 1050 amino acids. The transcript is spliced from 3 exons.
AUGGCGGAUCCCUUUUCUAUCAGCGCCAGCAUUGCAGGACUUAUUGGACUUGCCGAUGUCAUAUUUAUCAAAACAUUGCAAUGCCGAAAGCACUUGAAGCUAGCCAAGAAUGCUGAUGACGACGUGAAAAGGAUAGCAGAUCAAAUCAGUGCAAUCGCUGGGACCUUGAAAAGGCUAGAGCUUCUUGCCCAGGUUCUUGACGACGAACCGUUCGACGAAACCCCGAGUCUUGGUGUGGUCAUCGCCUGCGACCGCACGUUGAGUCUUAUUCAAGGAAAACUUAGAAAAGCUGAGAAAGGCCUUAAUAGUCCGAAUAAAUUCAGCCAGUGGAAGGGAAAGCUCUUGUGGCCAUUCUCGGUUGAGGAAACGAAAGACCUACUUGCCGACCUAUCGCGACACCAGAACCAUCUGCAAUUGGCUAUAUCAGCCGAUUCAAUGAACGGUCUUCUUCUCUGUCUUUCCAGACAGGAGUUUCUGGGGAGGGCCAUGGCUAAGAUGGAAGGCCAAGUUGAGCGCAUAAGCGAUAUCGUCGUUAGGGUAGAGAUCUCCACCAAGCGGCAAAAAGUUCGCGACUUUUCCCUGAAAGUAAACCCCCAAGAGGCUCUGGAGACAAACUUGCGACUCCGUUAUCCUAUGACAGGCAUAUGGAUCCGGAACUUGGCCAGCUAUCAACGGUGGCUCGAUAGUUUACAUUGCCGACUGUGGCUCUCUGGUAUUCCAGGAGCUGGGAAGUCGGUUCUAGCCGGGACUCUCAUUGAAGACGCUUUACAGAGAAGCGGGACCGAUACUGCUGUUGCUUACUUCUUUUGCGAUUAUCAAAAUCAAGAAACUCUGGCCACCCUCAACAUACUAAGCACGAUCAUUGCCCAAAUCUCUCUGCAAAGUCCACGGGCCUUUGACAUCGUUGAAGAAUAUUAUGAUGAACUGCAUCCCCCCCAGAGUUUGGAGAAGGGGCCGCAUAUCGUGGGCCUCCAGCGUAUCUUGCAGGAAACAUCCUACGAGUUUGAGAGAGUCUUGAUUGUGGUGGAUGGAAUCGACGAGGCUAAUGGCCUAAUAACCGAGCUUCUUCCAUCCCUCUUGGAAAUAUUGACAUGCGAAAAGAUUUCCCUAGCCUUGAUCAGUCGUGACGAAGUCGCUACAGAUUUCUCCGAGAUUUCUGUUGCAGCGACCGGCGACGAUAUGAAGCGAUAUGUGACGGGUGAAAUCGAAACACGGGUGCGCUCGAGAAGGCUGCGAAACAUCGGAAUUCAAAUGAAAGAGGAGAUACUUGAGUGCCUACUGGAAGGUGCCUGUGGCAUGUUUCGAUGGGUCGCGUGUCAGAUGGAUUACCUUUGCGAGUUCACCACUGAUAAAAGGCGCCGCGAAGCAUUGCAGAAUUUACCGCGAGAUCUUCCAGAGAGUUACCAUCGCAUCAUUGAGAGAGUCCCCAAGUCAAAUGAAGACAUGGUUAUUACAACCUUAAGUUUCAUUGCCUACGCGCGACAGCCGCUAAAUAUCGAGCAACUUCGUGAGGUGGUAUCCGUGCCCCCACUGGGUGAGCGGCUGGAAGUCCAGGACUAUGAACCUACCGAUGAAAUUUUGCGCGCUUGUAGCAGCCUGAUCCGCAAGUCGCCAGAUGGAAAACGGCUUACCUUUGCACAUGCUUCCGUUCGACAGUACUUGGAGAGUGGGGAGUUACUAAGAACGUCCCUCAACCAGUAUCAUCUCAAUCCUUCGAACGUGUCCAGAAUCAUGGCCACACGAUGUCUUCGGCUACUGCAGGUCGACAAUUUCGUACGCCCGGCUCUUGGAUGGGAAUCAGAGCUGCAAGAGGUGCUCCAAAGGCAUAAAAAGUUCACAUUCUACGAGCAUGCCUCUGCCUGGUGGCCAGAAUAUGCAUAUGAACACAUGAGACAUUCCGACGUUAAAGAACUCUCCAUAAAUCUACUCCGCGACGGUGGAGAUGGUGCAUACACUGCCUGGAUGACUUCGUUUUCACUCCGAGCUGGGCUGUGGGCGGGGACAGUGCUCUCUGACUACGGCGGCAACAGGUUCAUCAAUCCCACUCGCGCGUUGACCGCCAGGUUCCUCGCACCGACUUUCACGCCACUGCACAUGGCUGCGCUCCUGGGAAUGUCUGACUUGUGUCGACAACUAGUAACCGGUAUUGAGAUUCAAUCGUCGACUCAACUUUCGCCUCUCGACUGCGCCGUUAUGGGGCCACAGCUAUUUGCAUCACAGUUGUUCUUUGCUGAGGACAAUGUGGACAUCGACGCGGAUCUGGAACUAUGGGGCGGCUGGAAUAAUUUCUGGGCAUCUUUUGAGCACGCAAUAGUUCUCGGUGUCCUCCCUGAUAUCAUUACCACACUUGGAGAGGCUGCCUUCAAAGUCUUGAAAUCCGGAGCCAAAUUAUCCGCUGCUAUUCAUCAAUGCUGGAAACUAGAACCUUGGCUGUUCUGCGACAUAAAGGACAUGCAAACAACAGAGGAUUCCUUCCGCCGCCUUAUUGAGUUAUUGAAUUCCUUUAGUGAACCGCACAGUAUCGCAACUCAGCUGUGUACGCUUGUGUGGGAAUCUGCUCUGGCUUGGAACCUUACUUUCGCGCGUGAUCCAUUCUUCGUGAAGUCAACCAUCUCAUUCACUGUGGAGGCAUUGGUCACAUCUACGUUUACAGGUGUUGAACAAGACAGGUUGGCAUUUGUCCAAUCUGCAAUAAAAGACCCCCGGAUAGACCCCACCAGUGUUAUCUCAAACUCUCUUUCGUUGCUUGAGGUUGCUGUGGAGUAUGCGUCUCUCAAUAUGGUCCAGCUGCUAGUGGAAGCUGGUUGCAGCGCUGCUCCACGCCCAGACCAGACCUCUGGCCCAAUGCACAUGUGGGCAUUACGAGGAAAAUUCAUCAAUAAGUCUGAAUGUGAGCUCAUUCUUCGUCUACUGCUACGUCACGGCGCUUCUACUUUGGAACAAGACGAUGACGGGGACACUGCGUGGCAUAUUGCCUGUGAUAGCCCUUCUGCUCUGGAGGCAUUGUUCGCAAUUGAGGAUGAAGAUAUAAUCACCAAAGCUAUGUCGACUGAAAAUAAUAACCGCCGCACCGUCCUCGCCCAUGCACUGGAGGGACAGAAUGAACCAUGCGUUCUUCUGAUCAUUUCCCAUAUCACCAAUGACCCGGAAUAG